GCCAUGUGAAAUACAUCUGGUAAUUAUGAUUUAUUAGCAACUUAAACAUAAUAUUUGUUUGAGCACAAAACGUCAUGAAUGUAUUUAGAUGCUGAUAACUUGGCACGAUGGGUGAAUUGUUGCCAACGGAUUAACAAAUGGCAAAGGUUCAGACACCAAAUAAUAAUGUGGGUAAAUCCCACUUUAAGAAGAAAAACAAUUGGAAACAAUCCCAGAAGGCCAAAAGCAACUACUGUAUGCUGUGUCGCGUGAUCCAUUUGAAAGAUGAAGCUCAAGAUCAUGUGCAUGGUAUGCUGCACCACAGAGAGCUGGAGACAGUGCUGGGCAACAAUUCGUUUCAUGAAUGUCAGGCGUGUAACGCUCACGCCAUGGGUCUAAAUGAGUAUGCUCAGCACAUCUCCACCCCUCAACACAAAGCCAAGUUGGAGAGCUUAAAGUGUAAAAAAAUAAAGCCCCUACCUCUGUUUAAGACUCUGAGCAAUGAGGCCAUGAACCAGAUCCUGGAAAGAAACAAGACCCUGAAAAAAAAGGAGAAGAAAGCAACGAGAAAGAAGAAAAAGAAGCAGGUAGAUGUUCAGAAGCGUGCAGAAGUGCAAGGAAGAAACCCAGUGGUGUCCAAAGCAAUGAUAAUAAAGUACAAAGAAGUGAACAAUUGGACACUGCAAAAGGGACCCUACCAGCAUGGAAGUAACCUUGCUGUUGUUCAAAACAAAGAGAAUAAAUUGUCCAGUGUGCAAAGGCCUCUUCACCAAGUAGAAUCAACUCUGCUCAACCAAAGUGGAAAAUCGGCUUGUUUGUCAGGAGAGCCAGGUCACACUCGACAUUACGCUCCUGUUCACCAAUCAGCUCAGCUGCCGAGGUACGAUGGUGAAUUUUCCGUUAAUAACAAGAGCUCCCAAAAAGACAGACAGAAUGACUAUUACAACAAGCCACACGAUGGAGACUUCACCAGCGAUCACCUUCCUCAUAACGGAGCCAUAAUAUUUGGUCUUUGCCAGAGUGAGGGUUCAGAGUCUUCUCAUUCAGGAAAGGAAUUUUCAGCUAAACGCGCUCCGGCAAACGAAUCCGCCGACGCAGCGCCGAUACGGGAUGUGGACGUCAGCGCGAUGCUGCGGCAGAUCAGACGAGCGCUGGGUGUGAGGGAGCCAUGUAGGGCGGAUCGUGAAGCCCGGAAACAGAGCAGUGAGGCGGGUGGGCAAGCUAAAGCUGGGAGAGAGCAGCGUGGCUCCUUCAGGAACAAAGCCAAGGAAACUCAGAUUCAUGUUACCUCUGCUGCUGCUGCAUCUAUGCAAUCUUCAUAUGUCAACAGCCCUGCUUCUUCAUCCAAUGCUUGCGUUGGUCCCUCCAACAUUGCUCCUCCUGAGACAACAAUCAAAACAACUCAAGGAACGAGUUCAAUGUGUAAAAAUGUGUCAAAUAGACCAACAUUAGCCCACAAGGUCCGAAUUGCCCGUGAGUCAGCCAAAGUUCAUGGAGGAAAAGACGCUGCGAGGAAACAAACCCUCAAUAAGUUGUUUAGCUUAUCAGUACCCAAUUGUAAGUCGAACUGGAGGGACAUGUAUGAGGACAGGAAGAGGAAGAAGCAGGACAAAGGCAAAGCCAGGCCCAGGUUUGGAAUUGAGUUAUCGAAGCGUCGGUCUGAACAAGAGAGUUCAACACGAGCAGAGGGAAAUGACAUGACUCUGUCAGAGGGAUUUCACUGGGAGGCAUUCUCAGACACAUCUUCAGGUGCACACUGGACCGAACUACCUCCUCCACCCCAGAUCACAACAGAUGACAACUCUUGCACCGAAAUACAGUCAGACCCUCAAAAGCUGGAGCCUCUGGAGCAGUCUGAUGCCACACAGGAAGGGUGCAGCACUCACACAGUCGAAGCUGUCUCUGUGAAUGUUGACACGAGCGUAGAGUAUAUAGAUUUGAGAGCCGACAGUGAUACCAGCAUGAGGAAACACAAAAUGUGUGAUGGCAUGUCAGAUACAGAGCUAAGUGUGAAGAAAAAGAAAACAAAGUCAAACACUGAGCAGGACCAGAUGGACCAGCUGCUGGCUGUGUCUCUGAGGGAGGACGAGGUGUGCCACUCGUUGCAGGAUUUGGACAUGUCUCUGAUCCAAGCCCGCAACACCCUGCAGGCCGCCUAUGCUGAAGUCCAAAAACUCAUGCUAUCGAAGCAGCAGUUCACUGCUGAGGUCAACAGCCUCAGAGCCCAGCGCAUUGAAAUCCUGCAAGGGAUUAAAGAAAUACACAAAGCAGCAUCUAAUGUAGAGAAAGCCACUCCUUCACCUGCAGGACCUUCUGCUACCAUGCAGCCAAGACUGUCUCCUCCGCCUUCGUCAAAUAGCUUCCCUUCCUCCCCCCUGAGCCAGCAACCAUGGCCAACAAACACAGCAUCUUCCAUUAGCCCGCUAUCCCUGCCAACCAUGCCAGUAAAGCAGGACAUUUCCCAGCCAUCCACCUCUGGACAAGCCAGUCAAUUAGUCUCCUGUAACUCUGACACACUUCGGGUUCCCGUAAGGCCUCCUGUCUCCUCGAUACCUUCAGAUUUCCUCCCUCUACAGUUAGCUUCUCCUACGAUGGCUGUCAGUUCUGUCAAACAACUCGCACCAGAGUGCUCUAGGUCAUCCAAUCGUUUUCCUAAAUCCUCUCCCAGGCAGGAGAAAGUGAGGUUAGUGAGACAAGAAGUGAAGGUAUGUGACAGCGACUCUGUGGAAGAGAUUGGAGAAGUUGUCUGCAUAGCAUCAGUUAAAAAAAAACUGCCAGCAGCAAAGAAGCCCGUCUCCACUUCUGUACCAAAAAAAGUUCAAAAUGCAUGUGUUGUAUUAGACACUGAUGGAGGGAAUGAGAGCGAUGUCUCUGUAAAACUGAUUGAGCCCUCCAUCCCGCUGGUCAUUAAUAUCGAUGAAUCGGACACUGAGGAAGUACAAACUGUCCCCGUCCAACAGGAGCCUCCUCAGAGCUCUGUCAGUGUGGUCGUCAGUUCUUCAGGCACUCAGAAGUUACAGCAACAAGAAGCUGAGAGAAAAUGUCAGCCUGCACCUAAAGAUCCCCCUGUUCCUUCAGCGUGCAGUGAAGCGCUCAAGGAUGAGGAGCCAUCAGUUGGAGUUUUUCCUAAUCACACUGGCCCUGUCCACGGCCUCCAUGUUCACGAGGGCCGCUUGUACACGUGUUCAGGGGACAACACAGCGCGGGCCUACUGUCUGAUAACUAAGGAGUGCCAAGCAGUGUUUGAAGGUCACACCAACAAAGUCAAGUGUCUGCUCGUGUCAUCCCCUCAAAACACACCGGCCCGCCUCUUCACCGGAUCCAGUGACAAGAAGAUCCGCUGUUUCAGCAUAAAGACCUCAAGGUGUCUGGAGCAGGUCAUGCUGUCAGAGAGAGUGUUGUGUUUGCACUCUGCCUCGAACGUUCUGUAUGCUGGACUCGCCAGUGGAUCAGUGGCUAGCUUUGACUUAAAGACUCUGAAGAGCUUGGAUGUGUUUGAGUGCCACGGCCCGCGCGGUGUGAGCUGUCUGGGUACGGCUCAGGAAGGAGCCCGCCAGGUGCUGCUGGUCGGCUCCUACGACAGCACCAUCAGCGUACGGGACGCCAAGAGCGGUCUGCUGCUGCGCUCGCUGGAGGGUCACUCCAAAACUGUCCUCUGUAUGAAGGUGGUGAACGACCUGGUCUUCAGCGGCUCCAGUGACACAUCGGUUCAGGCUCACAACAUCCACACGGGGAAGUUGGUCCGAAUCUACAAAGGUCACAAUCAUGCCGUCACAUCGAUAAUCAUCCUGGGGAAAGUGAUGGUGACAGCCUCUCUGGAUAAAAUGGUCCGAAUUUAUGAACUGCAGUCCCAUGACCGACUGCAGGUGUACGGGGGCCACAGUGACAUGGUGAUGUGCAUGGUCGUACAUAAGAGUGUGAUCUACACAGGCUGUUAUGAUGGCUCCAUUCAAGCUGUGAAGCUCAAUUUGAUGAAGAACUAUCGCUGCUGGUGGGAUAACUGCACUCUGCUCUUCGGCAUGGCGGAGCAUCUCUCUCAGCACCUCAUCAGAGAUCACAGAAGCCCAAACCUGCAGGCGGUCAAGUGUCGCUGGAGAGGCUGCAGCUCGUUUUUUGGCACACAGCAGUCUGUUAGAGAGAAGCUUCCCGAACACAUGCAGAGCCACGUGGCGAAAGACAGUGAAGUGCAGACUUGACAGCAGCGGCGGUGUUGAAGCGGUUCAGCAGAUAAGGUUGGAGUCUCUUACAUUACAGUACAUUAGCUGAAUCCUUCGUUUCAAAGUUCUUUUCAGAAUUUAGGGUUAAAUCUUUGUGUUGAAUUCAAAUGGGGGGCACUUUUCUUUUAUUCUUUAGCUAUUAAAGUGCUGAUAACCUCUCUGUGUGUACUCUGUGAUCUCUGUGACAGCUUUUCGUUGACCCCUGAAGAAUUCAAAGUAUUAUUCAUUCAUCAUUAUUUUAGUGUAAAAGGAUUUAUUACUCUGUUUUUCUAAUGUUUUUUGUUAUAACUGUGAAGUCAUGACUGUUUUAUAAACUACCCUCCUCAGAAAUGUCAUUAGUAAAUAUAAAGCCACCUUUGACAAACAUUUCUACAACUAUGCUGCAUCGACUCAAACACCUCUGAUAAGCUUUACUUAGUAAGCAGCUUAUUGUGUGAACUGACUUCUAUAUUUAUUAUUUUGUGUGUCUGCUGAGGAACAGCCCAGCAGACAUGGCGGGAAGUUUCUGAACCUGCACAACUCACUGUAAUUUACACAUUAAAGCCUGAUCUUUGAAUAGAUUAUUUUGUCGAUCUAGUGUUGCGCUGCUGUCACAUUAUUACUCACUGCGGACAGAAGGAAAAAAAGGGUCAUCAUUGAGGCAGCAGAACCGGGGAUAUUGUCUUUAUUCCUUGCAUUCAGCCACCUGCAAUACCCACAAUGCAACUCAACCCUCAACAGUUGGUUUAUACAACCACAUACAGUAGUUCUCCCAAUACCUGUAAACCGUCUGUAACGUCUGUCGCUUUCCCCUUUUUUUUAAAGGUGUCUGAAAUGCUUUAUAAUUCCACCACCCAACAACAACUUGGUGAAGAGUCAGGGCUCAAAGUAUUGACAGGAGGAUUUUUAAAUCCUUUUCUAAAGUUGAUCAAAACUUAGUCCUAAGAUUAUCCUCACAGGGCAGUACACGCAUAGACGUUUGUGGAGAGCUUAAGAAACCUAGGGCUAAUAUUUAGCAACCUGUACCUACUGUUUUAAGAAUAGUAAUGUCAUCACACUCACUUGUAACGUAUGAUUCCUCUUUUUUUUUAUCAAAAAAGGUAUUUUCCUGAUAUAGAAAUGUAUCCAUAAUUAUUUCCGACUGUUGUCCUCUGUCCCGUCGGGCGGUUUAAAAUGUGUUGAGCAUCAUCACAUACAAACCAUCUAUUCAUUCAUCACUUUUCAUUGUUAAAUUUCCGAGGUAUUGUAGGCAUUGUCCCCUGUAUCCCUUCAUAUGUUUGAGAACUUUUUUUUUUGGCAAUGAAGUGGUAGUGAAAGUGGUAAGACCAAACUGUCCAGAGAGUAACUUCUAAGAAAGCCAUUUCAAAGUCAUGCCUUACGUUUUGUAUGUUGUACUGUACAGAGUGUAUUUGAUUUGUGUUUAUUACCUACUGUAUGUGUACAGCAAUAAAAAAUACAAAUAUAA
This is a messenger RNA of Eleginops maclovinus (Patagonian blennie), 5640 nucleotides long. RefSeq names its product zinc finger protein 106-like. Gene Ontology annotation, cellular component: membrane; cytosol. The coding region runs from base 138 to 4175 and encodes 1345 amino acids. The transcript has 21 exons. Gene Ontology annotation, biological process: insulin receptor signaling pathway. Gene Ontology annotation, molecular function: RNA binding; SH3 domain binding. The record is from RefSeq and is a predicted model, not a curated record. Lineage: Eukaryota; Metazoa; Chordata; Actinopteri; Perciformes; Eleginopidae.